Messenger RNA from Hirsutella rhossiliensis, 1704 nucleotides. Its product is annotated as MBOAT, membrane-bound o-acyltransferase family domain-containing protein. Bases 1 to 1704 code for a protein of 567 amino acids. Gene Ontology annotation, biological process: ergosterol metabolic process. The record is from RefSeq and is a predicted model, not a curated record. Gene Ontology annotation, cellular component: endoplasmic reticulum membrane. Gene Ontology annotation, molecular function: ergosterol O-acyltransferase activity. Lineage: Eukaryota; Fungi; Ascomycota; Sordariomycetes; Hypocreales; Ophiocordycipitaceae. The transcript is spliced from 3 exons.
AUGAGCUCCGCCGCCGACUUGGGGCCCAAUAGCGGCGACCACGACCACGUGCUGCGGCCCCGGCCCCGGAAGCCGCAGCAUGUGCAGCUGUCGCAGCUCUCGCGCAUGUCGUCGAGCGACGCCGAUGGCCCGCUGAACGGCGACAUAGACGCGGCCAGCGCAAUGACUAGUGGUCGCUCCACGCCUGUGCCCGACAAUGCGCCCCCCUCGGCAAAGUCGCUCUCGUCGGUCCGCAAGCACGUCCGCGCCGAGCAGAGGCGCCGCCUCUUCCCGACCAUCGAGUUCGCCUCGCGCGUCUCCCACUUCGACCCGGCAAGUGACUACCGCGACUUCCACGGCUUCUUCAACCUCUUCUGGAUCGGCCUCGCCAUCAUGGGCAUCACCACCAUGCUGCGAAACUUCAAGGACACGGGCUACCCCCUGCGCAUCGAGAUCUGGUCCCUCUUCACAGUCAAGCUGUGGCACCUGGCCGUUGCCGACUUCCUCAUGGUCGCCAGCACCGCUGCCAGCCUGCCCCUCCACCGCUGGGCGAGGAGCGCCCCCGCCGGCGGCGCCUGGACCUGGAAGAACGGCGGCAUGGCGGUGCAGAGCAUCUACCAGGUCGUUUGGCUGGCCACCUGGAUCGUCAUCCCCUUCUGGCUCGAGUGGACCUGGACGGCUCACGUCUUCUUGCUGCUGCACACCAUGGUCCUGCUCAUGAAGAUGCACUCGUAUGCCUUUUACAACGGCCACCUCAGUGAGUCGGAGAAGCGCCUCCGCGCCCUCGACAACCCCAUCGCCGCCGCCGUCGAUCGCGGCCCGGCCUAUCAGUACCCGGCCGCCGACCCGCGCCGAGGAAGCGUCUCGGCCCCCCCCGAUGCCACCCCCUCUGGCGACCCCGACCCCGACGAAACCCGUGCCGCUGACGAGCUCGAGGCCCUGCGCGAGGUCCUCGCGCGCGAGCUCACCAGCCCUAUGGGCAACAUCACCUACCCGCGCAACCUCACCUGGUCCAACUACUGGGACUACCUGCUCUGCCCGACGCUCUGCUACGAGCUCGAAUACCCACGCACCCCGACCGUCAACUGGACCUCGCUCAUCUCCAAGAUUGUUGCCACCUUUGGCUGCAUCUUCCUCCUCACCGUCACCUCGGAGGAGUUCAUCCUGCCCGUCCUCGUAGACGCCUCGCACCGCCUCGACACCGUCCAGGCCACGUCGGGCUCCGUCUCCGAGGCGCUGCUCAUCCUCGCCGAGACCAUCUCGGGCCUGCUCUUCCCCUUCAUGCUCACCUUCCUCCUCGUCUUCCUCGUCAUCUUCGAGUACGUCCUCGGCGCCUUUGCGGAAAUCACCCGCUUCGGCGACCGCCACUUCUACGCCGACUGGUGGAACUCGACCGACUGGAUGGAGUUUUCGCGCGAGUGGAACGUGCCCGUCUACUCGUUCCUGCGCCGCCACGUCUACAGCGCCUCGCGUCCCCACACGGGCAAGAUGGCCGCCACCAUCAUCACCUUUCUCAUCUCGGCCGUCGGCCACGAGAUCGUCAUGGCCUGCAUCACGAAGAAGCUCCGCGGCUACGGCUUCGUCUGCCAGAUGCUGCAGCUGCCCAUUGUCAUGCUGCAGCGCACCCGCUGGGUCCGCGGCAGGCAGACGUUCAACAACGUCUGUUUCUGGUGCUCCAUGAUUCUCGGCCUCAGCGUGAUCUGCGCCUUGUACGUUCUAGUAUAG